This is a messenger RNA of Drosophila serrata, 496 nucleotides long. RefSeq names its product kappaPI-actitoxin-Avd3e. The record is from RefSeq and is a predicted model, not a curated record. NCBI's taxonomy places the organism in Eukaryota, Metazoa, Arthropoda, Insecta, Diptera, Drosophilidae. Gene Ontology annotation, molecular function: serine-type endopeptidase inhibitor activity.
GUUACUAUCCUGCUUCUGGCGGAUCUCUCUGGCCUCACCCAUGGAGCACCCUCGGAUGUGGUGGUGGAGAAGGCGCCCGAGGAUCAGGCCAUUGACAAGCCCCAACAGGUGCCGGUCCCGGAUGGGGACUUCAAGGUGCCGGAGGACUGCCAUCAGCCCAAGGAGACGGGACGCUGUUUUGCCCUGUUCUAUCGCUACGCCUACAAUGUGGAUACCCAAUCCUGCGAGGAGUUCGUCUAUGGCGGCUGUGCCGGCAACAAGAACAACUUCGAGUCCAAGGAGCAGUGCGAACAGGCCUGUCUGGGCAGAUCAGUGGACUCCACCAUUACCACCACAGAGCAGCCUUCGGAUGUGACCACCGAAACGAGCACUAAGGCUUAAUAAUAUUAAUAUUUUAAUUAGUAUGUACUCUAGAGGAUUAUUUGUGAUCAAAACUGCGACAAACAUGUUAGAAUUAAGAGUUGUUUGUAUGAAUAAAUUUAAAAUAAAGUGGAAA